Messenger RNA from Betta splendens (Siamese fighting fish), 4529 nucleotides. It is a transcript of the gene neurl1aa, whose product is annotated as neuralized E3 ubiquitin protein ligase 1Aa. Bases 150 to 1922 code for a protein of 590 amino acids. Gene Ontology annotation, molecular function: ubiquitin protein ligase activity. Lineage: Eukaryota; Metazoa; Chordata; Actinopteri; Anabantiformes; Osphronemidae. The record is from RefSeq and is a predicted model, not a curated record. Gene Ontology annotation, cellular component: postsynaptic density; plasma membrane. The transcript is spliced from 6 exons. Gene Ontology annotation, biological process: nervous system development; negative regulation of Notch signaling pathway.
UGUGGACUUAGAAGAUGAGAGGACGUCAUUAUUAAACAAAAUCGACUUGUUCACGCGGUGUCUAUUGCGGCCGAGUGUUCAUUUAUCCACUACUAGAAAAAGUAAACUGCGCGAACCGCGGUGAAUUAUUCUGAAGUACAGUAUUUGUCAUGGGCAAUAAUGUGUCGGGUUUAUCAACACUGCAAAGAGGACAACAGCGGGGCUUUCAGAGACUUCAAACCUCUCAGAAAGACUCCUUUGGUGGCCCGUUCCCAUCCACAUCCCACCGGUGCCACCACAAACCCAAGAGGUGUCUGCCUAUCCAUUGCAGCAGUGUUGGUGGGCCUCUCCAAAUCAGCCCUCUCCUCUUCCAUCCAAAUGCCAAGGGAUCCCAAAUCGUCAUGGACCUGACCCAGAAGACAGUCAAGAGGCAGGCCAGUUUCUGCAAUGCCAUCACCUUCAGCAACAGGGCCAUAGCACUGUACGAGCAAGUCCGCCUCAAGAUUACUAAAAAGCAGUGCUGCUGGAGUGGGGCUCUGCGUCUGGGCUUCACCUCCAAAGACCCCUCUAGAAUAAACCCUGACAAUUUGCCGAAGUAUGCCUGUCCCGACCUGGUGUCUCAGAGUGGCUUCUGGGCCAAAGCCCUGCCCGAGGAGUUUGCCAAUGAGGGCAACGUCAUUGCCUUUUGGAUUGACAAAAAGGGACGUGUUUUCUACCGCAUCAACGAGUCCAGUCCAAUGCUGUUUUUCAGCGGAGUCCGCACAACUGAGCCCCUGUGGGCUCUCAUCGAUGUUUACGGUCUGACACGUGGAGUGCAGCUGCUAGACAGUGAAGUCGUGCCUCCCGACUGCCUACGCCCACGCUCCUUCACCACAGUCCGCUCCUCCUCCCUACGGCGUGAAGCAGAUGACACCCGCCUGUCCGUCAGCCUGUGCGACCUCAACCUGCAGCAGGAGGACAGAGGUCGGGCCCACGCUCACUCGCAUCGCCACACGCUGCACCUGGCCUCCGCCUCCUCCUCCUCCACCUGUCCCAUCCCCCAGAACUCACUCAACUCCCAGCAGUCCUCGCUCCUGCCAUCCGCACUAGAGAGCGACCUCCACUUCCACCAGUUAAGGGGGGCCCACAUCAAGACGCUGGAUGAACAGACCGUGGCGAGGUCCGAGCAUGCGCGGGAAGAGCACACACUGGUAUUCACCAACCGGCCUCUGCGCACUGGAGAGACCGUCUUUAUCAAAGUCACUAAAUCCAGCCCGGCCCGCUCCGGGUCCUUGUCUUAUGGGGUGACGUCGUGCGACCCGGCGGUACUGCGGCCCAGCGACUUGCCCUACAACCCAGAGGCUUUGGUGGACAGGAAGGAGUUCUGGGCGGUGUGUCGGGUGCCCACCCCGCUCCAAAGCAGCGACAUCCUGGGCUUCCUGGUCAACCAGGAAGGAGAGAUCAUCCUCAGCCACAACGGCGCCAACGUGGGCAUGCAGGUGUGCGUGGACAACUCCCGUCCUCUCUGGAUGUUCUUUGGCCUGCACGGAGCCGUGACUCAGCUGAGGAUUCUGGGUUCAACUCAUGUCGGGGUUCCACGGGCCACAUCCAAUAACAGCUCGCCCUCAUUUUCCCUGCACACCCCCAGUGCCCUGGGUGCUGGCAACUCGGAUCCGGUCCUGAAUGGAGGUCUUGGCUCGGUAUACUGCACCUCAACAGGGGGAACAACCCCAAAUUCACCAGUAAGCCUUCCCAAAUCCCCCACUUUCCCGUCAGGCCAAGGGCCUUGGUCUGACGAGUGUUCCAUCUGCUACGAGAAUGCGGUGGACACAGUCAUCUACGCCUGUGGACACAUGUGUCUGUGCUACACCUGUGGCCUCAAACUCAAGAGGAUGUCCAACGCCUGCUGUCCUAUCUGCAGACGACAGAUCAAAGACAUCAUCAAGACCUACCGCAGUACAUAGGGACAGCACAGGGGAGCAGACGGACGUCUCCAUAGCAACAGCAGGGAAAGACAGAUCCAAGUUCAGGGAAUUUGAACGUUGGUACUUUUGAUUUGGUAUUUUCACCAAGCUGUCGUAGCUUGGUCGGUCGUUUCUCCUGUUCAUCGCUGGUCACAGGUCGUCUUCACUAACUCGCUCAAGUGUUUGCCCUCUUGUGGGAACUGGAAAAAGAAAAAGACUGAACCACUUGCAAACUUUUUCCACCUUUCGAGCCACGUCGUAGGAAUGAAAGCGCUUUGAGGCCGAAUAUCGACGACAGACGACAGCCGUUGACGACUGAUGUUCUGAAAUGUGUCGUCAGCCUGAAAAGCUAACCAGCAGCAGGCGAACGGCUCGGUAUGUCACAACUUGUGUCUGUGUGUUACUGAGCGUUUGGAAAUGAGAGGUUGAGUCUGACACAUCCCCGUAGUCGUUGUGGUGAUUAUCAGUGAGUGGUGUGUUUUAAAAGCAGGCUGACGCUGAGUAUAUAUCACGUAGGGUAGUGACACCUCUUGUACUCAUGUAUUCUAAUGUACCUUUCAUGGUAGUUCUAUUGCAAUUGUGGUAGCUAUGAUUUUGUACUCGCCAGCUGCUUGCUCUGCAAUGUGGUGUGUUUCACUGGAAUCAGCACCGUCCUCUCAGAGAGGUUCCAUUGGUUCAAAGCAUCCACAAACCUGCGUCUGGCAGACUCAGCACUUGGGGACAGGAAACAGGAAGUGAAAUAAAACAAUAAAUUGGAUUCUCCUCAGGGCCAACUUUAUAAUGAGAUGUGAAUAUUUUCCCAGAAUCAUGCCUAAUACACUGUGAGGGCUCAACAUGAAUUGACAGAUGCUCAAAAAUAGCUAAUGUAAGAACACACACACACACAAAGUAAAAGGAUUGUUGCCAUGGUAUCAAAAGUCACCACAAAUACAACACAACCUCCUGCCUUAACACACAGAAGGUUCAUUUGUUAGAUGUGGAUGUUUUUAUUAAUUUUUUUAACCCCAGACAGAUUCACCAAAUACUAAUGCUGUUGUGCAGCACAAACUGUCACAAGAGCUUCACUCAGAGGAAAAAAAAGCACAAGAGGUAUUUUUGUAACAGAGGUCCAGAAUAUUUCCAGUAUUUAACUUUCAUAAUGUUUGUGACAGGAUUCUUUACCAGCAGCACAGAUCGUUUACAGAAACCAGGUCGGGUCUGAAUAUUCCUAUUAAUGUAAACCCUUGACCUGUCACUCCCCACACAACCUGUACUCAGCACUAAGCCAUAGAUUAUGACAGAACAUCCCACCAAGCUGAGAUGCUUUUUUAUUAAGACUUCAUGUUGUAGAUAAUCAACAGAGCUCAGAUCUCUGCUGCGGAAGUGUUUUCUAACCAUCCUCCACUGGUGACACGCUGACGGCGCCCCCGCUCCCAUGUCACCGUUCCAUUACGCUACUGCUUGAAGUGUUAAUUCACAUUUUGAAUGUUAACUUAUGUAUUUAGAGAGAAAUCGUUUAUAUAAGAGUGCUUGAACUGAACAAAGCAAACCUUUAGUCUGUGUCUGUGUGAAGAUUUUAAGUUAUAUGUCCCUCCCUGUUCAUCUAACAUUAUGAAAAUGACAAUUAUUAUUUUUUUUAUAGCGAGAAUUAAAAAAGUUUCUUGUACCUAGCGGCAAUAAAUAAUAUUGCAGUACACAAUCAGCACCUCAUUGCUUUGGGUGGCAAGAUGUAAAAUCCUGGUUUAUCAUGAUCCCUGCUAUGGUUUUAGUGUUUCUUUAUUUGUGAUGUGAGUGAGUGAGUGAGUGUCACUCCCCUUUUCUGUAUUUAUAGCUCUCAUGAUUAUAUGAAGCCAUCAGUGUAUGGUGAUAAUAAUGUCACUUUAAAAAGCUACUGAUUGUAAUUGUGUACAUGUUUUAUCCACCGUUGAUCUCAGAGUCUCGACCACGGUGAAUUUUUAUUUUUGUGCAGACACUCCGAAGACCAAAUCCACUUUUUUUUUAAUUCAUUGUAAGAACGUAAAAUUCUUUUUUUGUUAUAAUUUUGCAUCUAUCUAUUUUGUAAAUCAGCUUUUCAAAAAGGUUUCAUCUGUAAAUUAUUGUGUACACAUUUUAAUCAGGGGCUUUUAUGCCAUUUAGAAUUGUUGCUGUUUGUUUUUCUUUUUUCGGAGAUCCCGCAGGCUCCUUGAAUGUUACCGAUUCUGUAAUGUAUUAUUUAUUAGUCCUUCACUCAGGUGUGGACUUCAAAGGAAAAAAAAAAAACUUCUUGUGUGUUUGCUUUCUGUCCGCGUCACCGCUGUAGCAGUCCAGCUUCUCCGGCCAACACACAGCAGCACAUUUAGAGACUGUUUGUGCAGAACAUAGUACUUUUCUGUCAUGCAUGAGUUAUCUGGUCACCCAGCGUGACAGUCAGGACCAACAGUAGACGGGCGUCCGAGUGGAGCGCUGUUAGUGUUGAUAAAGUGGAACUAGUGGCUACAAAUAGUACGAAGUGCUCGGUUUGGUUGUGACACAGUACUUUGCAAUUUUUUGUCUUUCUCAGUUUGAAACUACCACUGUUUGUUUGUGAGCUCUGUUCAUUGCAGAUCAUAUGACUGUGGUUAAUAAACCUUUCAGAUGUGUUGAGCAGAA